This is a messenger RNA of Cavia porcellus (domestic guinea pig), 2644 nucleotides long. RefSeq names its product T-cell receptor-associated transmembrane adapter 1. Gene Ontology annotation, biological process: positive regulation of T cell receptor signaling pathway; negative regulation of receptor recycling. Lineage: Eukaryota; Metazoa; Chordata; Mammalia; Rodentia; Caviidae. Bases 219 to 782 code for a protein of 187 amino acids. The record is from RefSeq and is a predicted model, not a curated record. The transcript has 6 exons. Gene Ontology annotation, cellular component: T cell receptor complex.
AUCACCACAUUUCCUGUUUGUAACUGAACAAAUUACACACAAAAGAUUUUAAGAAACAACAAAGAAACCCGGGGCACUGAUAAAGACCAAUUUUAGAGUCAUGUUGCUUCUAAUGUAACAGAGCAACAUUAGUUGGGUGGGUGGUUUUGGGGAGCAUUUUUAAUCCAUCCAUUUGCUUUAUGGCUACGUAAGGAGCUUUCUGGGGGAAGAAAAGAAGCAUGUCAGGAAGCACCGAAUGCCCUUUUUUCCUCUGGGGACUUCUAGUCUUGCUGGGUUUGGCUCUAAUUAUAUCGCUGAUCUUCAACAUUUCCCACCAUGUAGAGAAGCAGAGACAAGAUAAAAUGUACAGAUACUCUGAUGACUACAUUCCCAGGGCUGAUGAAUAUGAUAUUGAAGAUACACCAAUUUAUGGUAAUUUAGAUAAUGUAAUCCUAGACCCAAUAGAUGAAGACUGCUAUGAACAAAUGAAAGCCCGACCAGAAAGAUCUGUCAAUAAUGCGCAAGAAGUCGCUUCCUCUACACAGGUCACAGCGGAAGCGCAGAUGUGCUAUGCCUCACUUGAUCAUAGCUUCAAGGGGAAGCGCAGAAAACCCAGGAAACAGAAUCCUCAAUCUUCAGACAAGGACAGAGAUGAGGUGCUGUAUGCAGUGAAUGCCAACACGGCUAAAACCAAUUUGGUAGAGAGUUUCUCACCGGAAAGCCAAGCGAUAGAGGAAAGCAUUCAUGAUGACCCCAUCAGACUCUUUGGGCUGAUUCGUGCCAAGAGAGAAACUAUGGACUAGCAGGACUAUGGUCUAGCUCUGUGAUAAUGCUGUUAUGAGAGACUAUUACUGAAAAAGUAAGGUCCCCACGUGACACAGAAUAACCUGGCAGGAUGAUGAUCUGAUCAUGUGUUGGUGUGAUGGUGUCUGACCUCUUAUUGAAAGACAGCAUCCAUACACACUAAAAGUAAUGCCAUUAAAAUUAGUUUAAUGAAUUCAUCUAAAAAGCACCAAAAUAGUAAAUGCAAAAUAAAAUCCAAUUUGCAAGUUAAGCUUUAUAAAAAAAAUCAGAACUUUACAAUAAUAUGUAGUAGAAAGAUAAAUUUAAAAAAUAAUAUAUUCUGUAAUAUAUUAUAUAAUAUGUUCUGUAAUAUAUUCUGUAAUAAUAUAUUCAAUAUAUUGAAAGAAAAAAUAAAACCAAUGAUUUCUAAAAAAUUCCUUCCUAAUUUACCGAUGGAAACACAUCAUCAUUAUAAGAAAUUUCUGAUUGAAAGAUGUAGAAUUUACUAAAAUACAUUAAGAGAAGUGGCAUAAUUUUCUUAAGAAAUAUUUUAUCCAAAUGAAAAUUGCUUAACUAGUUUUAAAAUCACUAUAAAAUUAAUCCAGCUUUUUUUGCAACUGAAGAGAACUUAGAAAUUCCAUACCCAGAUAUAGUUACUACAAGCUACUACUAUCUAAAAGUACUUGUAGUUAUUUUACUGGGCAGAUCUAUGAUACAUUUCUUUAUACAUAUAAUUUAAAUUUUCUUUAACAAUAUAUUGUGUGAUUAUUUAUACUUCUUCAGCUAUAUCAAAAUAUGUCAUAGUUUUAAUGUCUGGAUGACAUUUCAUUGUUAACUAAAUCAGAAUAUAUUUAAAUAAUGUUGAAAGAUAUUAAACUUAUUUACAAUUUGUUUUAUUUACAAAUAUGCUGUAAUGGGAAUGAUUCUCCAUGUGUAUAUUUGUCUGAUUUCUUCUUAAGAUUCAAUGACAAAAAAUGAAUUUCUGUAUUAAAAGGUGCUCAUAUUGUGUCUUUGGAUAAAUUUCUGAAGAUCAAGAGUUAUACCAAAAUAUGCAUGCAAUUUAAAUUCUUAAAAAAUACACCAAAAUUGCUUUCCAAACUUAUUUUUUUAAAAGUCUAUUAUUUUUUGCCUUUCAGAAAGAAAGACUGAUGAAAGUUUACAAAAUAUAUCUUUACUAUGAUUACAGUCUAUAUUCAAAUGACAUUAGUUUGAUAUGUAAACCUUUAAAUGUUGUGUUUGUAUUUCUUUUUGCUGUGGAUUUUAUACUUUACAUAUAGUUAUUGUUUCCUGAAAGUAAUCAAAUAUCUAGAUUAAAAUAAUACUAAAAAGUGUCCUCAUACUCAUCUGUGUAGGUAGAAGUUUUAUAACUCUACAAUGCUUUGUUUAAGUGGAAAUUUCUGUCUAGAAUCAUCUUUAUGGUUCAAGGACUUCUUUAAUAUAUUUAUUGUAGUUCAGGUCAAGUGGUGAUGAAUUCCCUCAGAUUUUGUGCAUCUGCAAAAGGUUGUUUUCACUUGCCAAUGACAUUUUCAUUGGUUGAAAAAAGUUCAGAAUUGAGUUGAUCAUGUUUCACUUGCAUGCAAUAAUGUCUUCUUGAGUAAUAUAAAGACGCUACUGCAUUUGUGUGAUUUCUGAACACAAUGAAACAUCCAUUAUCAAACUUAUCUGUGCCCCUUUGUAUGUCAUGUAUUAUUUUUCUCUAAUUGUUUUAAAAUUUUCCUUACCACUAGUUUAAAUUUUAUUGUAAUGUGCUUUGUGGUGUGUGUGAGUGUGUGUGUGGGUUUGUGUGUUUUGCAUACCCUAAAUUAGGACUUUGGUUAUUUUAUUGGAUCUGUGUUUACAAUUUUGUCUAACAGAAAAAAUAAACAAUAUUUUAAAACAUGUA